AUGCGCAUCGCAGUCCCCUCCAGCCUGGUCAGUGGUGUGUACACAUGUCUUGAGUUGCUGUUAGCCCUGCUCACUACUCAGCUCAUUACCUUUGCCAUUCGAGCAUGGAACGUCAAGCGCGUUUACGCUGACAACGCCAAGCUGCAUCUCACUUGCUCUAGGCUGGGUACGUUUUUCGGAUAUGGGCUGUCAUCCAAGAAGGUUUCCAUUGCUGCCGCUUUGGUCUUUACGUCUGUCGUUGGACUGGCCACAGUAGGGGGCUUCUCCAUUGUGGGACGCACAGGAAAGCAUUACGAGCCGUUUGUCGUCAGAAACCUCGUCACAAAAGCUGCUCCUGACGAAUAUGUCGACUAUUCGGAAAAUCACAUUUCGUAUGGCGAUAUACGCUUCUCCGGGACAAUAUUCCUUUUGUUUCAGCUUGUCGGAUGUCGAAGAUCUUCAUCCCCCGGGCCACCAGUCGUAUAUGAGUAUUUCAACGAUUUGCAUGAUAUCACAACACGACUCUUCCAACCAGAACAAGCAGAUCUGAAUCAAACUUGCAUCACGGCGAAAUCCGGUUAUCGGCAACGCAUUGCCUUGCAGGAAAGUGCAGUUGCUGUCCGAGACCGCGACGUAAUUGCAAAUUGCUCGUGGGACCGCUUUCCACCUAGCAUGAUACCCCUAGGCGAAUAUGCCAAAGUCCCAGUUCGUCAGCAAGAUGACUGCCCAUACCCAGUACAAGAAGCAUGGUGCCUGAGAACGGAGGGACUGUUCUGUGCCGGUCAGGUAACCUCCGGCUCUACACCUGCUGUAGUAAUUACUACCAGUGAGCGGACCGAGGGCGACGGCCAGCUACGUACCGACAUACUUCUUGUGGACGCGCCCCCUGCUGUCGAAAACUUGAAAUCUGUCACAGCAUUACUUGGCUUUCGAGCCGAUAUUACUGCAGCAACACUUUGGGGAAUGACGCUGCUGACAGUAAAGACCGAUGUGUCUGUGGACAGGUUCAUCAGUGAUCGCAAGGAAACAGAGGUCAAUGAAGUCCUUCUUGCUGCAACUCUCGGUCCUGCUCUUCUUAUCUUGGCAGUGACUGGAAUAGUCGCUUUUGUCGGAUGGAUAAAAUAUAUCGCUCUGCCAAAUCGAGGCGAUUGCAACCACUUCAAUUCCCUUUGGGAUUUGGUUUCUUUAGGCCUCGACGCAUCCGAUGUUGAUGGUGAGCGUGGUCGAACUAUUCGACAAAGACUGACUAUUGGAGUGCACGAAAAUGAACCUCAACUUAGCAUAAGAGAGGAAGCUGCCAGGACAGGUGAGGCCUGGAUUCCGCAGGAAGGUGGCCUCCAAGGCACCCCUUGA
This is a messenger RNA of Chondrus crispus (carragheen), 1332 nucleotides long. RefSeq lists its product as hypothetical. The coding region runs from base 1 to 1332 and encodes 443 amino acids. The transcript has a single exon. Lineage: Eukaryota; Rhodophyta; Florideophyceae; Gigartinales; Gigartinaceae. The record is from RefSeq and is a predicted model, not a curated record.